AUGGAUCGCUACAAGAACAUCGCCGCCGACCUUCAAGGCCUGAAUGCUUACCGCUACUCGCACAACAUCACGGGCGGCAAUCAAGAGUUCAUGGAAGCGCUUAGCUUCCAGCAUUACCUUGAAACACAAUCACUGAUCUCGUACAAUGAAGCCAAGGCCCGUAUCGCUGCUAUGAGCGGCGAAGCUGGACCUAUCUCCUUUACGCCAGAAGACUACAUUCUCGGUGUCUGCGAUAUGACUGGCGAGCUGAUGCGCUUCUCUGUCACGAGCAUGGCGACAAACGGCAAACUUCCGUCUGGCAAGCAAGCAGAGGCGAACAAAAGGCUGAAGCAAGGCAAUGGCCAAGACGAUGCUGGCGACAAGAUGGACAUCGACGAGGAAGCAUCAGUUGCGAAUGAAAGCCAGAAGCCGCGGACUGUCUUGGAUGACCUGAGGGCGAUCCGGCUGCAGCUCGAGAUGUUCGACGCACCGGGAGGGUCCAAGUUUGCAGCAGAGUUGGAGACGAAGAAGAUGCCCGUGAUGCGCGAGUGCGUGGACAAGGUAGAGAAGGGUCUCUAUGGUUUGACUGUGCGUGGAAACGAGCGUCCCAAGGGCUGGAUGCCAGAUAUGAGCAGUGCCAGGGAGGUAGAAAGUUACUGA
This is a messenger RNA of Alternaria infectoria, 639 nucleotides long. RefSeq lists its product as uncharacterized. NCBI's taxonomy places the organism in Eukaryota, Fungi, Ascomycota, Dothideomycetes, Pleosporales, Pleosporaceae. Gene Ontology annotation, cellular component: nucleus; cytoplasm. Bases 1 to 639 code for a protein of 212 amino acids. Gene Ontology annotation, molecular function: RNA endonuclease activity; RNA binding; sequence-specific DNA binding. The record is from RefSeq and is a predicted model, not a curated record. The transcript has 2 exons.